CUGACUGACGUCUGACAUUAUUGUGGCAUUUAAUGAUCAAAACACCUUUUCGCGCGUUUUUGCUGUUAUUAUUGACACAAACACGAAGUAAAUAGUUUUUUGGACAUUAUUGUGGUUUUUUACGUGUUUUUAUUUAAAAUUAACACUUGAUUGAAGUGCUAAAACUGUAACAUGGCGAGAACCAAGGCGUCUGUUGGAUCUAAAGCCAGUUCAGAGAAAGGCUCCAAAGGUUACUCUGGGGGGAACCCAGUAUGUCCACGAGAGACUCCGAAAUGGCAGAAACCAAUCACCAAGUUCUUCAUCAGCAAGGAAGACCCUCGAGAUGAGGAGGUGGAUGUCGAUGAUGAGACUGCUACCUCAUCAAACUCAAAACCAAAGGAGAAGCCUAAUGUAAUCUACUCAGAUUCAGAAGAAGAGAUCUUAAUAGAACAACCUAAGAACAACGUUUUAGACGAGAGCCUGGAGCUAGAGCCUCUAAACGGCGAAGAUAGCCACAAAAUUGAAGAAUACUACCCUAAGGGGUCAAAGGGUAAAGGCGUGGGUAAGAAGUCGAAGGGUAAAGAAAACAGGGUUGAUAUCAAGAGGGUUAGAGAAGAUGAAGAUGUCGAAAGUGAUUGCAAGAGGGUAAAAGUUAAUUAGGAUUCUUUUUUGAAAUUGUUUGUUGUAUGUACAGGAUGUUUGGGAUCGGAUUUUCGAUACAGGUAGGUAGUGUGUCAAUUUUGUCGUUUAGAGAGAUUGUAAUAGGAUUUUUAUCGAUUUAUCUAGCUAAUUAAAUUAAAAAUCGUUUUGCAUCGAGGCUUGUGGAAACCAAUCUACUGAUAUUAUAAAGAGGAAACGCUUAUUAUUGUAUUAAAUAAGCUUUAA
This is a messenger RNA of Spodoptera littoralis (African cotton leafworm), 864 nucleotides long. NCBI's taxonomy places the organism in Eukaryota, Metazoa, Arthropoda, Insecta, Lepidoptera, Noctuidae. The record is from the annotation of a GenBank genome assembly.